Peromyscus eremicus (cactus mouse) is the source of this 2105-nucleotide messenger RNA. RefSeq names its product ankyrin repeat domain 33 (gene Ankrd33). Gene Ontology annotation, biological process: negative regulation of transcription by RNA polymerase II; negative regulation of transcription regulatory region DNA binding. Lineage: Eukaryota; Metazoa; Chordata; Mammalia; Rodentia; Cricetidae. The coding region runs from base 61 to 1170 and encodes 369 amino acids. The record is from RefSeq and is a predicted model, not a curated record. The transcript is spliced from 4 exons. Gene Ontology annotation, molecular function: protein binding.
UCACCUUUCCGCCCCAGACUGGAAACAGAGGAGCCACCACUGACCUGGGAAGGGUUGGACAUGUCUGAGGCACUGUCCUGCCCCAGCAAUGAGACCCCUGCCCCUGGUUGUCACCUGAAGACCCUGUACUGGACCUGUGUCCACAACGACCCCACUGAGCUCCAAGCCAGGCUGGAUGUCGGGGUCUCCCCAGAGGAGGUUUCCCAAGUGGACAGCAAUGGGAGGACAGGUCUCAUGGUUGCGUGCUACCGCGGCUUUGGUGCCAUUGUGGUUCUGCUCAGCUCCUGUCCUUUCCUGGAUGUGAACCAGCAGGAUAAAGAUGGAAACACAGCCCUCAUGCUGGCUGCUCAAGCAGGUCACACAUCCCUGGUGACUCUCCUGCUGAACUACUUUGCUGGCCUGGACCUGGAGCGCAGGGACCAGCGGGGACUCACAGCUCUGAUGAAGGCUGCCGUUCGUGACCGCUCUGAGUGUGCUGACCUGAGCUCCGUGGAUCCCGUCCGGGGCAAGACAGCCUUAGAGUGGGCCGUUCUGACGGACAGCUUUGACACCGUGCGGAAGAUCCGGCAGCUGCUGAGGCGACCCCAGGCAGAGCAGCUCAGCCUGCAGUACCAGCCAGAGUGGCCAGCCUUGGCCCAGCUUGUGGCCCAGGCCCAGGCCCAGGCUGCCCCAUCCCUCCUAGAAAGGCUGCAAGCUACCCUGAGCCUCUCUUUUGCUGAGUCUCCGCAGGAAGGGGGUGUUCUGGACCACUUUGUGACGGUCACCACCAGCUUGGCCAGCCCCUUCCUCACCACCGCCUGCCACACACUGUGCCCCGAUCACCCACCCAUGCUGGGCACUCGAGGCAAGUCAGUGCCUGAGCUGUUGGGCACCGUCCCUCCCCCUCCCCCAGCACCCCACCCUCCUCAGGCUGUCCCUGUCCCCCAGGUCUUUAUCCCCUACCAGAGCCCUCGGAGUGUGCUCUCCCAGUGGUUACAGUCCAGGGACGGUACUGGUGCCAGGUCCCAAAUCCCCAAGAUCCUCCUCUCCAAGGCGCCCUCUUCCCCUACCCAGUACGAAGAGUUGAUACUCAGGCCUGCAGGGCAGCGAAGUCUGGCUCUUCCUCUCUGGAGAUACCAGGAGAAGAAGAAGCAGGAAGACGAAGCUAAGAACCAUGGGGAGGUGGGCUAGGCCAAGCUAGAGGCGAGUAAGACACAUUCCUGUCUGGGGCUUCUUCUGCUUCCCAGAUGCCUCUGCCCUGAGGAACCUGCUUCCACCGAACGUACAAAGUUGUCCACAGUAGUGUCUGCAGGAGGGAACAGGACCAACCCAGUGUCUGCCGGCAGGGGAUCGGCUACAGCGAUUGUGGUGGUAAUACCUAUACGCUGGAUUCUGUGUAGUAUAUCAUAAAGCAGGAGAAAGCAAGCUGUUCUCACACGGAAUCUAUCUUUCGGUUGUACCAAGCAGACAACCCAGGGUAGAAAAGCAUGCAGGCAUGGCAUUUGUCAGAGAGGACGUCUCCCCUCAGGUAACCACGUUUGUCAGGACAUCUUUAUCCUCAACUCUGUGUGAUUUAGAAUCACACAAAAGAGAUGCCUCUGGGUACCCACCUGAACUUGAAGAGCACCGCCUGAUGAACUGGGGCCCCAGACUGAAUGAAAAGGAGGACCCCAGCACGGCAUCCCCUCUGUUACCUAACUGCAGAUGCAACGUGGCCUGCCCCCUCCGGCUCCCACUGCUGUGCUCGCCUUGUGGACUGAACGGGAGCAGUAACUAAUGCAGAUUACCUCGGACAUGUCAUGAGUACCGAAAGCUAUGUAAGGACUUAGAAAGUGGGGCAGCAGGAUGGAUCCAAGGAGGAAAUGGAGGACUGUGGAGCAAGGGGUGCGGGAAGAAGAUUGCAAAGUUAGAAGAAAAUAAGUUCCCAACCACAGGAAAACUUUUUUGUUUUUACUUUUUUGCCAAACAAAAAUGAUUCAGGGGCUGGAGAAGACAGAUCAGAUUAGAGCCCUGGCUGCUCCUGCAGAGGACCCAGGUUUGGGUCCCAGCACCCAGCUGUAGGGGAUCUGAUGCCCUAUUUUGAUUUCCUUGGGCACCGGGCACUCGCUUGGUGCCUGGAGCUACAU